Molecule: messenger RNA, 2326 nt
Organism: Lagopus muta (rock ptarmigan)
Lineage: Eukaryota; Metazoa; Chordata; Aves; Galliformes; Phasianidae
Gene: KAT8
Product: lysine acetyltransferase 8
Exons: 11
Coding region: 9-1385 (458 amino acids)
Biological process (GO): regulation of DNA-templated transcription
Molecular function (GO): histone acetyltransferase activity
Source: RefSeq, a predicted model, not a curated record
CCCCCAUCAUGGCGGACCCUCCGGCUCUUUCCGUCCCUCCGGGAACGGCAGAAAACGGCGCUGCGGGCCGGAUCCCAACCCCACCCCGGGGUGAAGCGGGGCCCGGGCCCCCGCCGCCUCCACCCCCUCCUCCGCCGCCUCCUCCCCCGCCAAGGGAAGCCGAAGUGGCGGUGGAGAUCGGCGAAACCUAUUUGUGCCGGAGGGCGGACGGCAGCUGGCACUCAGCGGAGGUGAUUCAGUCGCGGCUGAACGAGCAGGAAGGGCGCGAGGAGUUCUACGUGCAUUACGUCGGCUUUAACCGGCGCCUGGACGAAUGGGUGGACCGGAACCGACUGGCGCUGAGCAAAACGCUGAAGGACGCGGUGCAAAAAAACUCGGAGCAAUUUUUGGGGGAAAUCCCAGAACAACCGGAGAGGAAAAUCACCAGGAAUCAGAAACGGAAACACGAUGAGAUCAACCAUGUGCAGAAGACGUACGCAGAGAUGGACCCAACCACAGCAGCGCUGGAGAAGGAGCACGAAGCCAUCACCAAAGUGAAAUACGUGGACAAAAUCCACAUUGGGCACUUUGAGAUCGACGCCUGGUAUUUCUCCCCUUUCCCCGAGGAUUAUGGGAAGCAGCCCAAGCUGUGGAUCUGCGAGUAUUGCCUCAAGUACAUGAAGUACGAGCGCACCUACCGCCUGCACCUGGGUCAGUGCCAAUGGAGGCAGCCGCCGGGACGCGAGAUCUACCGCAAGAGCAACAUCUCUGUGUACGAGGUGGACGGCAAAGACCACAAGAUCUACUGCCAGAACCUGUGCCUGCUGGCCAAGCUGUUCCUGGACCACAAGACGCUGUACUUCGACGUGGAGCCCUUCGUCUUCUACCUGCUGACCGAGGUGGACCGCCAGGGGGCGCACAUUGUGGGCUACUUCUCCAAGGAGAAGGAAUCCCCAGACGGGAACAACGUCGCCUGCAUCCUGACGCUGCCGCCCUACCAGCGCCGCGGAUACGGGAAGUUCCUCAUUGCCUUCAGUUACGAGCUCUCCAAGCUGGAAAGCACCGUGGGAUCCCCCGAGAAGCCGCUGUCGGACCUGGGCAAGCUGAGCUACCGCAGCUACUGGUCCUGGGUGCUGCUGGAGAUCCUGAGGGACUUCAGGGGCACCCUGUCCAUCAAGGACCUCAGCCAGAUGACCAGCAUCACGCAGACGGACAUCAUCAGCACGCUGCAGUCGCUCAACAUGGUGAAGUACUGGAAGGGGCAGCACGUCAUCUGCGUCACCCCCAAGCUGGUGGAGGAGCACCUCAAGAGCGCCCAGUACAAGAAGCCGCCCAUUACCGUCGAUUCCAUCUGCCUGCGCUGGGCUCCUCCGAAGCACAAACAGGCGAAGCUGGCCAAGAAGUGACGCCGGAUGCCGUCAGCGUCACCCAUGGGUGCCCCCAGCACCCAACGCCGUCACCCAUGGGUGUCCCCAACCCCCUCAAGUGUCACCAUGCCCCAUGGGUGCCCCCAACCUCCUCAGGUGUCACCGUCACCCAUGGGUGCCCUCAAAACCCAUUGCUGUCACCUUUAGGUUUCCCUAACCCCCUCAGGUGUCACCCAUGGGUGCCCCCAACACCCAUUGCUGUCACCCAUGUGUGCCCCCAGCACCCUCAGGUGUCACCUUUAGGUGUCUCCAACCCCCUUAGGUGUCACCGUCACCCAUGGGUGCCCCCAACACCCAUUGCUGUCACCCAUGGGUGCCCCCAACCCCCAAUGGUGUCACCUUUAGGUGUCCCCAACCCCCUCAGGUGUCACCGUCACCCAUGGGUGCCCCGAACACCCAUUGCUGUCACCUUUAGGUGCCCCCAACCCCUUGAGGUGUCACCCGUCACCCAUGGGUGCCCUCAAAACCCAUUGCUGUCACCUUUAGGUUUCCCUAACCCCCUCAGGUGUCACCCAUGGGUGCCCCCAACACCCAAUGCUGUCACCCAUGGGUGCCCCCCAACCCCCUCAGGUGUCACCUCUAGGUGUCCCCAACACCGUCACCCAUGGGUGUCCCCAGCACCCAACGCUGUCACCCAUGGGUGCCCCCAACACCCAUUGCUGUCACCUCUAGGUGUCCCCAACCCCCUCAGGUGUCACUGUCACCCAUGGGUGCCCCCAACACCUUCAAGUGUCACCUUUAGGUGCCCCCAACCCCCUCAGGUGUCACCUUUAGGUGUCCCCAAACCCUCCGGUGUCACCCAUGGGUGUCCCCAACCCCCUGAGGUGUCACCGUCACCCAUGGGUGCCCCCAACAUCCAAUGCUGUCACCCCAUGGGUGCCCCGCGCAGUUUGGACAAUAAAGUUGCAGGUGGAAUUGUU